This is a messenger RNA of Oxyura jamaicensis (ruddy duck), 1688 nucleotides long. RefSeq names its product zinc finger AN1-type containing 6 (gene ZFAND6). NCBI's taxonomy places the organism in Eukaryota, Metazoa, Chordata, Aves, Anseriformes, Anatidae. Gene Ontology annotation, molecular function: zinc ion binding; polyubiquitin modification-dependent protein binding; DNA binding. The record is from RefSeq and is a predicted model, not a curated record. The transcript is spliced from 7 exons. Gene Ontology annotation, biological process: protein targeting to peroxisome. The coding region runs from base 258 to 884 and encodes 208 amino acids.
GCCGCGGCGCCGCCCCCCCCCCACCGCCUCCCUUCCGCGGCGCCGCCAAUCCGCGCCCGCCCGCGUCACUCCGAGGGCGAGGGCAGGCGGAGAAAAAAAAAAAAAAAAAAGAAAGUUUGGUGAGGAGCGAGCGGGGCCGCGGGCAGAUUUGAUUAUCACAGUGAGGCAGUACGUCUUGGAUUCAAAGCAGCAAGAGAAAUCUCAGGAAGUUCUUCAAGCUUACUGAAAUCUCAUCAGUCUGGUGUGUAGAAGGGAAAAUGGCUCAAGAAACCAACCGUAGCCAAGUGCCUAUGCUUUGUUCCACUGGUUGCGGCUUUUAUGGGAACCCUCGUACAAAUGGCAUGUGUUCAGUGUGCUACAAAGAACAUCUUCAAAGGCAGAACAGUAAUGGUAGAAUUAGUCCUCCUGCAACUUCUGUCAGUAGUAUAACUGAGUCCUUACCAGUUCAAUGCACAGAAGGCAGUGCCCAGGAAACUCAGUCAACUUUAGAUUCUACAUCAACUCCAUCUAUGCAGCCAAGCCCUGUGUCAAGUCAGUCACUUUUAACAGAAUCUGUAGCGUCAUCCCAACCGGAUAGUACGGCUGUGGACAAAACAGUACCUGAGACAGAAGAUUUGCAAGCUUCAGUGUCAGAGAACGCAGAGCCUACACCUGAAGAACAAGACAAGUCACUUGACAAACCAAAACAGAAAAAGAAUCGCUGUUUCAUGUGCAGGAAGAAGGUUGGACUUACCGGGUUUGAGUGUCGGUGUGGAAACGUUUACUGUGGUAUGCACCGCUAUUCAGAUGUACACAGUUGCUCUUACAAUUAUAAAGCUGAUGCUGCUGAGAAAAUCAGAAAAGAGAAUCCUGUAGUUGUUGGGGAAAAGAUCCAGAAGAUCUGAACUGCUGCUUCUGCUGGAAUACAAAAUCCUUUGACCAUCUGCAGAUUAAAUUGACUUGAGCUUUUUUCCUUAGUCAUCAGGAAUGUAGAGCAGUGUAUCUUGCCUAGACCUUUUAAUCAUGCAUGUCAUCAGAUGAAUAGAUUUUGUUUUUGUUUUUUUUUUUUUUUUGAAAAUGACUGAACAUUUAUUUUCAUUGCAGUUUUCUGUGGCUGAAGACAUAAGUAAAACUUUACAAGUAUUAUCCUUUAAGAUCAUUUUAAUUUUAGUUGAGUGCAGAGGGCUUUUAUAACAAACAUGGAGAAAAUAUUGGAGGGCUGUGCUUUUCCAGGUUUAAACAUGCAUGCGUUAACUUUGCAGUUUAUUUUCUUGUUGUAUAUAGCUUUUCUCUGCAGCACAAUUUCCUUUUUUUGAUAAUGCCUUGUAUGGCACAACUAGUUAUCAGUAACUGAAUGUAUUUUAAUCAUUAUGGCUGCUUCUGUUUUUUUCCCCAUUAACGAGAGGUUAUACAUGUUCGCAUAUUAGCUUGUUUGCACCCUCUACCUAUUUAUGUAUGAAUCAUUUGUAAUGAGAGUGUGUGCUGAGAUUGUGUGUUUUUUUUUUUAAAUUGGUUUUUGUUUUUGUGUGUAUGGGGGGAAGGCUGUAUGCACAUCACUGACUGCAGGUUUCAUUGGGAUUACAUCCAUCAGUUUGUCUGUACACAAAUAUGAAGAAUGAUCUGAAGUACCUGUGCUGUAUUUAUGUUUAUCCACGUCUUAACUUUGAUUAAAUAAAAUUAAAAAAAAAGAGCCCCUGUGGCUGUCACUA